AUGUCAUAUUUUUCUUUAAUCUAUACAUUUCACUUACAUCUUUUCCUACCAAACUCAACACUUUCAUCAUCAUCAUCAUCAUCAUCAUCAUCAUCAUCAUCAUCAUCAUCAUCAUCAUCAUCAUCAUCAUCAUCAUCAUCAUCAUCAUCAUCAUCAUCAUCAUCAUCAUCAUCAUCAUCAUCAUCAUCAUCAUCAUCAUCAUCAUCAUCAUCAUCAUCAUCAUCAUCAUCAUCAUCAUCAUCAUCAUCAUCAUCAUCAUCAUCAUCAUCAUCAUCAUCAUCAUCAUCAUCAUCAUCAUCAUCAUCAUCAUCAUCAUCAUCAUCAUCAUCAUCAUCAUCAUCAUCAUCAUCAUCAUCAUCAUCAUCAUCAUCAUCAUCAUCAUCAUCAUCAUCAUCAUCAUCAUCAUCAUCAUCAUCAUCAUCAUCAUCAUCAUCAUCAUCAUCAUCAUCAUCAUCAUCAUCAUCAUCAUCAUCAUCAUCAUCAUCAUCAUCAUCAUCAUCAUCAUCAUCAUCAUCAUCAUCAUCAUCAUCAUCAUCAUCAUCAUCAUCAUCAUUAUAUUUGUAG
Schistosoma mattheei is the source of this 564-nucleotide messenger RNA. Lineage: Eukaryota; Metazoa; Platyhelminthes; Trematoda; Strigeidida; Schistosomatidae. The record is from the annotation of a GenBank genome assembly.